Messenger RNA from Phascolarctos cinereus (koala), 2572 nucleotides. RefSeq names its product syncoilin, intermediate filament protein (gene SYNC). Gene Ontology annotation, biological process: intermediate filament-based process. Gene Ontology annotation, cellular component: neuromuscular junction; cytosol; sarcolemma. The record is from RefSeq and is a predicted model, not a curated record. NCBI's taxonomy places the organism in Eukaryota, Metazoa, Chordata, Mammalia, Diprotodontia, Phascolarctidae.
ACUGACAGAAUCCUCCAGGCAGCUGCUGGUACUUCUGCAGUCUCCUCCCUGAGAAUAGUUCAGAGAAUAAGGAAGAUCUGAGAAUGCUUAUAGACUGAGGGGAAGGAGCCAGAGCGAAAGAUACUGAAGCAAGAGAAAAAGAGAAAGGAUGAUUGAUGGAGCACAGACCUGGAACAGACAGGAGAAAAUGGAAUCCAAGGGAUUUAGGGGCAGAGGACAAUGCUUCACUCCAAGAGAAGAAAUCUGAAUUCUUGCAAGGGGAAGAGGCCCGGAACCCAGAGAUGACUCUGUCCCUUCAGGGGGAUAUCGACCUAGAGGACAUUCUCUACCUUGGAGGCACAGAUGACGCUGAUGAUGUACUCUAUGUAGAAGAGACACUGAACUCGGACAAGGAAGCUGACCCAGAGGAGCCGCUAUAUGUAAGAGAGACGGUCACCCCAGAGGAGACACUGCCUGUGAAGGAGAUAUUCAACCCAGAGACGCUGAACCAAGAGAAGACAAUUACUCCAGAGGAGACACUGCAUGUGACAGAGAGAGCUGACCUAGAGGAGAUACCAAAUCCAGAGGAGACAAAUGCACAGGGGGAGAAAGGCAGCUCUGAGGAGAACCCUGCCUCCACGGAGAGUCUCAGGGUCGAGGACAGCCUGAGUCCAGAGGAGCUGGAGCUGCUGGAAUGCCGUUUCCAGCAAUGCAUUGAAGCGGUAGCACAGCUGGAGGAGGAGCGGGACCGCCUCAUCCACGAACUAGUGCUGCUACGAGAGCCAGUUCUGCAGGAGGUACAGAAGGUCCACCAGGACAUCCUGGUUGCCUACAAGCUACAUGCCCAGGGGGAGCUGGAGUGUGAUGGCCUAAGGGAGGAGAUCCGGGUGGUGAAGCAAAAGCUGUUCAAAGUGACAAAAGAAUGUGUAGCCUACCAGUACCAGCUGGAGUGCCGGCAGCAGGAAGUUGCCCAGUUUGCUGCCUGCCAGGAAGAGCUCACCACUCGUGUUGCCCGACUAUCUGAGGAGCUGGCCCAACUCAAAGACACAUGUGAGAAACAGAAAGGGCAUUUUCAGCAGCAGCUAGAAGCCCCUCGGGGUCAGGGGGAUAGCCAUUUUCUACAGGAGAGCCGGAGGCUCUCUGCUGAGUUUGAGAGCUUCAUGGCAGAAAGCCGCCAGGGCCUAGAAGAAGAGUAUGAACCCCAACUGAUGAGACUCCUCGAGAGGAAGGAUGCUGGGACAAAGGCAUUACAGAAAACACAGGCAGAAAUUCAAGCGAUGAAGGAGGCCUUGAGACCGCUACAAGCAGAGGCCAGACAACUCAGUUUGCAAAACAGGAACCUGGAAGACCAGAUCUUGCUUCUGAGACAGAAACGGGAUGAGGAGGUGAAACAGUACAGGGAACAGAUGGAAGAAAUGGAAGACAGACAGAGGCAACUGAAAAGCCGAGUACAACUGCAGCAGCAGAAGAACAAAGAGAUGGAGGAGCUAAGGAUCAGCCUCACUGAAGAGCUCUCUAUUUAUAAGGCUAUGCUACCCAAGAAGGCAGAGCAGCUCGAGGCCCCCACUUCUCCGGGAAGUGGAAUGGAGACAAAGUCUCAAGGAGCUGUUUAGAAAUCUAUGGCCGACUCUGUAACCCAGAAACAAAAGACAAAAGCUCUUAGUGAAGGGGCACUAAAACCUCAUUGGACAUUUUUUCUUUGCAACAUAAAAGGGAAUAUGAGGGACCUGGUAAAAUGCUCCAUCCUGUGAAAGGCGUAAGCACCCUCCCUGCCAGAAGCAGAAUACCAGACAACCCUCAGCUUGUAGGGCAUAGAGCUUAUUGCACUGAAGAAUGGAGGCACCGGGAGCCCCCUAGCAGACUCAUGUGCACGCUAUGAAAAGGACACACCAACAGUGACCAAUGUAUGCCUUGCAGUGUUCUGAAGCAGAAAUUGUUGCCUUACUUUGAUUCAAAGCUCGAAGCCUUUGUAAGGCAGAGCAAAUGUCAACAAGGCAGCCCAUUUUAAUUAAGUGGAAUUUUAAAGUUUGAUUUACCUGUGCCACAAGUGUCUGACUUUAAAUAGAAGUUUUUCUUAAAGCUAAGCAUUUAUAAGGGUGCUGUGGGCUCUAGUAGCUUUGUUUCCUUAUUCAUAUCAAUAGUUUCCACUACACAGCACACACGUGUCAUCCUGAAAACGAGGGACCAAUCGAAGUUUUCAAACCAAAAUGUUUAAAGCCAUUUGGACUUUCACUGAGUUUUAGCCUCCUGAAGACUAUUGUGGUAUAAGGCGAUAUACUUGGCUACUAAAAGAGGUGGCCAAGUACCUGGAAUACUAUCUGGUAUUAUUAGGUCUUGAAGAGUAAAACUUUCACAGGCCAUUAUUACUAACCUGUAAGUAUAAGUCCCACUGGGGGAAAAAAAACCCCAACAAGACAUUAUAGGAAGGGCUAACUUCUCCUUUUCCAAACUUAAAAUUUUCUCAUGGAAUUCUCUCUACAACAGUCUCUAAUAUUCUUGAAGACCCAUGUAUUUAUUUAGAGAAGGAUGAGCAAUAAACUUCAAAACAACAAGAUGGCAACAUUCUAUGAGAAUAAUGCAGGCCCCGCUGAUA